This is a messenger RNA of Aspergillus caelatus, 1143 nucleotides long. RefSeq lists its product as uncharacterized. Bases 1 to 1143 code for a protein of 380 amino acids. The record is from RefSeq and is a predicted model, not a curated record. Lineage: Eukaryota; Fungi; Ascomycota; Eurotiomycetes; Eurotiales; Aspergillaceae. The transcript has a single exon.
AUGCAGGACUUAAAGAUUGCCUUGACUCUUCUUGCUGCUUUCAUUGCAGGCAUCUUCGGCUUUGUACCUGAACUGGGUGGCUUGCAAUAUGAACGCCUGGUAAGGAAUGGUUCUCAUAUUGAGCAUUCAACGAUGCUUACGAUCCUGCUUUCCCAGACUAAGCCGAGCCAGCUAACUCAAGACCUCGGAGCUUCACAAUUCGUCAAUCCAACGGCAACCAAUUCGUGGUGGGCAUCGUCUUUUGUUCAUGCGUCAGAUGGCCAUGAUUAUUUGAUCGUUUCCCACGUCAUAUUGCCAAACCUGAAUGUCUCUACAGUUUUACUGCGUGCUUCUAUCCUAGAUAUUAAUGACACAGCAUACUACUGGCAGGUUAGUUGGCUACAGAACGUGUCUAGUAGGGCUGCGCACGUGCAGAAUGGGGCUCCUGGCGUGGUUACGAAAUACUUCGGAUUUGUGUCUGUGGAUCCAACAAAUCCGCUGGACAAGAUGCGUAUCUGGUGUAUCACUGAACACGUUGAGCUUAACAUCACCUUUCAGCUCUCUGCUCCCGUUAUUUUGAAUGGAGGUACUGGGACAUUUCCGUUCGGUGAUGAGACCACAUUGGAAUGGUCAAUGCCAGCUGGAAUCACAGAUGGCCAUUUCACUGCCAAUAGGAAGCUUCUCACUAUUGACUCUGCUAGCUCUUUGACCUGGUAUGAUCGUCAACUCAUAUGGCCGUUCGCCCCGAUGGGUGGGCCGGCGAGAUCGAACUGGACGUGGUUUCAAGUACACCUCGGCGAGCGGACAAUGUCUAUCUGGGCGUGGGAUACCCUUGAUGGACAGCGUUUCCAGUUCGCCACAGUCAGGGAUGAACCAGGCAUCCAUCAUGUACUUGCUAUCACUGAGUUCACACCGUCAAGCCGCCAAUGGACUUCACCCUGUUCUAAAACUACCUAUUCUCUUGACUGGGUCGUGGCUCUAGUUGAUGGAACCAGGCUGGAACUAUCGAGUGUUCGCGAUGACCAAGAGCUGUGCACUCAGGACGGAACAAUUGCAACAUAUGAAGGAUACAUUAACGUGGCUGGUACACGCCGUGAUGAAACUAUUUCUGGGUACGGGUUGGUUGAGGUAGCUCCAAUGACUAUGAUAACAAAGCCAACUUGA